Messenger RNA from Penicillium angulare, 1998 nucleotides. Its product is annotated as S9 family peptidase. Bases 1 to 1998 code for a protein of 665 amino acids. The record is from RefSeq and is a predicted model, not a curated record. Gene Ontology annotation, biological process: proteolysis. Lineage: Eukaryota; Fungi; Ascomycota; Eurotiomycetes; Eurotiales; Aspergillaceae. The transcript has a single exon. Gene Ontology annotation, molecular function: serine-type endopeptidase activity.
AUGGAACAUAAAAUAAACCUUGAUCUCGAUACCCUCGCCGAUAUCGCAGUGCCGCGGGAUCUGCGUAUCUCCCCAGACGGUACCCGUGUUGUCUACUCGUUACGACCAUUCACUCACAAGAGCGAAGUAACCACGUCUACGCUGUGGAUCGCAGAGAUUGGGAAAGAAAACAGCGCCCGCCAAUUUACUUCUGGCCUGUUCAAUGAUGAGGAUCCAAAAUGGUCGCCAGAUGGGGCGACUAUUGCAUUCAAAUCCGAUCGCGCCAAAGCUGGAAAAAGCUCCGCAAUCUACAUCAUGCCGCUUUCUGGAGGGGAGGCAUUCGCAAUCACUUCAAUUGAGCAUGAGAUCCACAUAGCCAAGUUUGAGUGGAGUCCGAAUGGCAAUUCUAUUGCGUUUACCCGCGCAGACGAGAAAACCGACGAAGAAACGCGCAAAGAGAAGGAGAAAGACGAUGCCAAAGUUUGGGGUGAGGAUUGGAAAUUUCGACGUCUUCGACUGGUUCAUUUAUCAACCAGAACUCUUGAGACAAUUGUCGGUGGCGAACAACAUAUCACGGACUUUUCUUGGAGCCCUGACGGCAAGCAACUGGUAUAUGUUGAUCAUGGUACCCCUGAGAUUCAUUCCCCAAUGCUCAACGGUGCCAAAAUUCAUGUUUUCAAUAUCAUCAAGAAAACCUCAGACAAGAUAGCGGACUUUCCUGGUUCUCUUGUGAAUCUUGAGUGGGAGGAGCGUGGAAUCUACUUUCUUGCUGCAGUGAUGCCGCAAUCGUGCGCUACGUCUAAUAAACUUUACAAGCUUUCUUUGGAAAAACGCUCCUGGAGCAGCUUUGGGAACUUUGGAGUAAUCGACUGCUGCGCCAAACUUCUGAAAAGUCAAUCCCAUCUGGCGGUUUCAGCACAGUGUUCGCUCGAGGAUGUACUUUACUCGCUUGAUAAUGAUGAUCUAACAGAAGUCUACCGUGCGAGGCAAGGGAUAUCGGAGUUUGAUGUCACUAAGAGUCAUGGGAAGACUCAGAUUGCCUUCAUAAAAAGCAACAGCUCCAAUCCAGAUGAAGUCUUCUCUGUGGAUACAGGUUCGGCAGAUCUGGUCAGAUUGUCGAAUCACAACACCUCGCUCGCAAGCCUUAAUAUUUCGAAGGCCCGUCCGGUCAUGGCAGUUGCUCCUGACCGUUAUCACGUGGAUGGUGUAUUGUUCCUUCCCUCUAAAUACAAAGAGAGUGAUGGUCCACUUCCCACUGUUCUUUAUAUCCAUGGAGGUCCUUACUUCAGACUGACAGAUAGCUUCUCAGUUCAUAUGCAUUAUGAGGUUCCGCUUCUAGUAUCUGCCGGAUACGCCGUCCUGUGUCCUAACUACCGUGGAAGCAGUGGACGGGGUCAAAAGCAUGCUGAAUUUGCUCGCGGCAAGAUGGGUGUCUUUGACUACGCAGAUUGUAUAACUGUGCUGAAGAAAACCAUUCAACAAGGCCUUAUUGAUUCCUCCCGCGUUUUAGUAGGAGGUUGGUCUCAGGGCGGGUUCUUAUCAUAUCUUGCCAUAACACGCCCCGAUUUCCAGUUUCGAGGGGCUAUCUGCGGUGCUGGUGUCUCUGACUGGGACUCAAUGGCCAUGAGUAGCGAUGCAUAUUGGUUUGAGAGAGAUCUAGCGGGGGGUGCUCCAUGGGACGUUGACGCCAAGAAUGGGCAAGAACUGAUGGAUGGAGAAGAUUUCGACAAACCGCUUCCGGAUGGAUCAAAGAAAUGGCUUAAAAGGACAACAGGCGGACAUGGCAGUGCUCUUUGGCAUAUGCGAAACGUUAAGACCCCAGUAUUGAUCUUUCAUGGGGAGGCUGACAUACGUGUGCCCUUCUUCCAGGGAGUUGCUUUCUAUAGAGCAUGUAUACAUAACAAUGUGCCAGUCACGAUGGUUUCCUACCCUCGCGAGGGCCAUAUCUUCACUGAGAGGAUGCAUAUCAUUGAUAUGUGGAAGCGGAUCUUGCAUUUUGCAGAUUUGCAUCUCCAAUGA